Cyclocybe aegerita is the source of this 1128-nucleotide messenger RNA. Lineage: Eukaryota; Fungi; Basidiomycota; Agaricomycetes; Agaricales; Hemipholiotaceae. The record is from the annotation of a GenBank genome assembly.
AUGCUUGAAGCCAAGCUCCUGGAAGCGGGAACGCUCAAGAAACUCCUCGAUGCGAUCAAGGAGCUCGUGACAGACGCGAAUUUCGAGUGCAACGAGGAGGGCAUCGUCCUCCAGGCCAUGGACAACUCCCACGUCGCCCUCGUGUCCGUCAAGUUCUCAGCACCGGCCUUCAAGCGGUAUCGAUGCGACAGGCCCAUGCCACUCGGUGUGAAUCUGACGAGUCUGACCAAGGUGCUAAAGUGCGCGAAGGACGAUGAUAUCUGCACGCUGAAGGCUGCGGACGAGGCGGACGUGUUGAAUCUGGUGUAUGAAGCCAAGAAUUCGGACCGUAUAGCAGAAUACGACAUGAAGCUGAUGGACAUCGACGCCGACACGCUGCAGAUCCCCGAGACCGAGUACGACGCCCGCGUGACGAUGCCCUCAGCCGAGUUCACCCGCAUCGUGCGCGACCUCUCUCAGCUCGGUGAGUCCGUGCGCAUCGAGGUCUCCAAGGAGGGGGUCCGCUUCGCCUCGGACGGCGAGGCGGCCAACGGUUCGGUCCUCCUCCGCCAGAGUGACGGUGUCGUCAGUGGCGGUACCAUCCGGCCCAAGGAAGAGGACAAGGAGGGCGGCAGUGGUGAUGCGGAAGAGGAGGACAACGAGGAGGGGAGCAGUAAGAAGAAGAAGGAGAAGGCGAAGGUAAAGAAGGAGAAGGGCGAUGAUGACGUCGAUAUGGAAGAGGAGGGCGACAAGGACGAGGAUGGGAAGGAUUACGAGCCCAAAUCGGACGAGGAGGGCGAGGAUGAGCGUAACGACGAAGAGGAUCCGGAAGAGGAAGAUGACGAGGAGGGUGGUAGCAAGAAGCGGAAGAAGAAGGCCAACGGCUCCUCGAAACCAGUCAAGAAGCCCAAGACCUCGAAGAAAAAAUCGAGCGACGACGAUGAUGGCGCAGAGGGCGUCGUCAUCGAGAUGAACCAGCACGUUCAGCUCACAUUCUCCCUCAAGUACCUCGUCAAUUUCUCCAAGAGCGCGUCGCUUUCGGGCAGGGUGCAGCUCAUGAUGAGCAACGACGUGCCUCUCUUGGUCGCGUACGACUUCAACCAAGGGUACAUCCGGUACUACCUCGCACCCAAGAUCGGAGACGACUAA